This is a messenger RNA of Solea senegalensis (Senegalese sole), 1262 nucleotides long. RefSeq names its product bisphosphate nucleotidase 1 (gene bpnt1). Gene Ontology annotation, biological process: phosphatidylinositol phosphate biosynthetic process. The coding region runs from base 185 to 1114 and encodes 309 amino acids. NCBI's taxonomy places the organism in Eukaryota, Metazoa, Chordata, Actinopteri, Pleuronectiformes, Soleidae. Gene Ontology annotation, molecular function: 3'(2'),5'-bisphosphate nucleotidase activity. The transcript is spliced from 10 exons. The record is from RefSeq and is a predicted model, not a curated record.
GGAUAUCCCGAAUACUACGAGAAGCGACCGCGCCUUCAGACAAUCUAGCUUGCGGAUGUUUAGCUAUCUAUCUUGACUCUAUGUUUUGUCUCUUUGGCGGAACUCUUGAAACACACUUCCGACAUUUCCCAACUUCACGUUUUCGUCAGUUUUCGAUUUCUGUGCAUUUCCCGUGGGAUUCACGAUGUCGGGAAGUCCUGCUCUGCUCAUGCGGCUGGUGGCGUCUGCCUACUGUGUGGCUGAGAAGGCUGGGUCCAUAGUGAGGAAGGUCCUUCAUAGUGGAGAACUUGGCAUUGUGGAAAAGACUGGAGCUAAUGAUCUACAGACACUGGCAGACAGACUUGCACAGCAGAGCAUCUGUGCCUCCCUGUCCAGACGCUUCCCAAAGAUCACCAUCAUUGGAGAAGAGGACCUUCCAUGUGAGGAGAUAAAGGAGGACCUCAUUGAGACUGGCCAGGCAGAGGAAAUCCUCCAGAAGAGCUGUCCACCUGAGUACAGUCAGCUGAAAGAGGAGGAGCUCGUUGUGUGGGUCGAUCCUCUCGAUGGCACAAAGGAAUAUACUGAAGGGCUCCUGGAUAACGUGACGGUGCUUAUUGGAAUUGCAUAUGAAGGCAAAGCAAUCGCAGGCAUCAUCAACCAGCCUUUCUACAACUACCAGCUUGGUGCAGGAGCAACUUUAGGAAGAACCAUGUGGGGGAUCCCGGGACUGGGCGCCUUUGGGUUUCAGCUGCAGGAAGUUCCAGGUGAUAGACGAAUCGUCACCACCACCCGUUCCCAUAGCAACAAGCUGGUAACAGACUGUGUGGACGCCAUGGAGCCGCAUGAAGUUAUAAGAGUGGGAGGUGCUGGAAAUAAGAUUAUUCAGCUUGUUGAGGGAAAAGCAUCUGCUUACGUCUUCGCGAGUCCCGGCUGCAAGAAGUGGGACACCUGUGCUCCUGAAGCUCUCCUGCACGCAGUCGGAGGUGAACUGACCGACAUGCAUGGCAACGCGUACCGCUACAACGCAGACAUAAAGCACAUGAAUUCCGCCGGUGUUCUCGCGACGCUGCGCAACCACGAGUACUACGUCAGCAGAGUACCACAGUCAGUGCUGCAGGCGCUGAAGUCAGACUGAGGGUCAUCAUGUGAAACAAUGGCACUGGAAUAUACCACAUUAAUCUGUCUCAGAGUUUUGAAUUUUGGGUGUAGCAACACCUGAAGAUUGUAUUUUGUCAGGUUGUUUGCAUUUAAGUCAAUCAUAAUAAAAAGUCUUCUGAAACUUG